AUGCAUCUUCUCGCCGUAUUUACAGCUCUGCUCGUAGUGGUCGCCGCCAACGCUCGUAGGAUAACCAUGCACGAGAUUGGCGAACACCAACUGGAGGCAGCAAAGCGUUGGCAAACUAGCAGCUCUCAAAGUCGGAGCGUAAAGCAUAGUGGUGUUCAGAAUAUUACGUUCACAAACCCAAAGGCCUCAGAAUUCUAUGUCGAUGGCACAUCCCUUCCUCUCGUUGACUUCGACGUUGGUCCUAGCUGGUCAGGUCUUCUGCCCAUCAGCAACAGCCCUAAUGAGACUCGUCAGCUCUAUUUCUGGUUUUUUCCUCCCGGCCCCGAAGGGAGUCUUGAUGAUUUAAUCUUUUGGUGCCUUAUACCUGAAGGACAAACGGUGACCCUGGCUGCUCCUCUCGAAGGUUUGCUGCAAGAGAAUGGGCCUUUCAGUUGGUCUUGGGAUCAGCAAAAACCAACGGUGAAUCAACAGAGCUGGACCAACCUGUCCUCCGUCCAUUGGGUGGAGCAACCUGUUGGAACGGGAUUUUCCCAAGGCAUCCCAGACGCACAGAACGAGGACGAUGUUGCUACUCAAGUCGUCGGUUUCUUGCAGCAGUUCCUUGAGGUCUUUUCGGAGCUCAAAGGCAAAAAGCUGUAUCUAACGGGUGAAAGUUAUGCUGGAACAUACGUGCCUUAUAUCGCCAACUAUAUCUACGAGAACCCCACUCAAUUAGACCUCUCGUUGCAGGGAAUAUGGAUCAGUGAUCCUUCAAUCUCGUGGAUUGUUGUACAAGGUGAGAUCCCUGCAGUGGACUUCGUGAACAAACACGCUAGUCUCUUUUCUUUCAAUCAAACGUACACGGACUACCUCGACGAGAAGGCCGCGACGUGCAAUUACACUGGCUACAUGGAUCAGUACGUCACAUACCCUCCAACAGGUCUUCUUCACCUACCUGGAGACUAUCGAGUUUGGUGA
Messenger RNA from Suillus discolor, 957 nucleotides. RefSeq names its product Alpha/Beta hydrolase protein. The transcript is spliced from 9 exons. Gene Ontology annotation, biological process: proteolysis. Gene Ontology annotation, molecular function: serine-type carboxypeptidase activity. Lineage: Eukaryota; Fungi; Basidiomycota; Agaricomycetes; Boletales; Suillaceae. The record is from RefSeq and is a predicted model, not a curated record. Bases 1 to 957 code for a protein of 318 amino acids.